AUGGCUGAUGGAGAAGGCAACUCGCAAUCUUCUGCUGCUGCUGCAGCAGCGGUAACAGAGACAGCAGCAGCGCCUUCUGACGCAGCAACAAGUCUCGGGAGAGCACAAGCAGCGGCUCGGGCUAAUAUUGCUGCAGCAGCAAAACCCAAGUUUGGAGCUCCCCCCGAUGCGCACCAGCAGAGUUGCAGCUCCAUCGUCGAGGAUAACUGCGAGACACGGGAAGUUCACCGGCACGAGCAGCAGCAGCAAGAAGAGCAGCAGACCCAGGAGCAGCAGCAGAGCGAGGAACAGCAAGAGCGCCCGCGGGAGCAGCAGCAGCAACAGCAACAGCAGCAUGGGAAGCUGAAGCAAAGCAAAAAGGGGGGCGGCUCUGACCGCGAACUCUUGAACCUUAUAACAGGACACGGCAAUUCUCUUAGCGAGCUGUGCCUAGCAUUUACAGCGGGCCGCAACAAACGCUCACGCGCAGCAGCAGCACCAGAAUCACCUGCUGCAGCAGCUGCUGCCUCCACUACGCCGGCCAGCAAAGGCAGCAGCAGCUGCAGUAGAAGGAAAAAGCUAGUUGACUCAGCUUCUGCGAAGUCGGCAGCUGACAAAAUGGGGAAGGCUGCUGCAGCAGCUGCUGCAGCAACUACAGCUGACCCUGCAGCGGCGUCGGCAUCCUCAACAGAAGCAGCACCUGCUGCUGCGGCAGAAGAUGAAGAAGGAGAGGGUUUGCUUCUGGCAGUCUGCUCAAGGGAGCUGCGGAAUCUAGCAACGUCUGCAGAGCUGCUGCAGGCCUUCUCUGGCUGCCGCAGCAGCCGACGCGCUGCAUGCAGCAGCAUCAGCAGAGAUAGCAGUGCAAACAAGGCCAGCAGCAGCAAGGGCAGAAGCACCAAGGGCAGCAGCAGCAAGAGCAUCAGCAACAACAGAAGCAGCAGCAGCAGCAGCAGCAGCAGCAAGAGCAGCAGCAGCAAGAGCAGCAGCAACAACAGAAGCAGCAGCAGCAGCAGCAAGAGCAGCAGCAGCAAGAGCAGCAGCAGCAGCAGCAGCAAGGGCAGCAGCAGCAAGAACAACAACAGAAGCAGCAGUGGCAGCAGCAGCAAAGGCAACAGCACCAGCAGCAGCAGCUCCAAGCAGACAACAAAGAAAUCCCCGCCAACAACGGAAAAGGGCAAAACAACAACACCUCAUAAGGGCUGGCAGCAGCAGCAGGAGCAGCAACAGAAGAGUCUACAGCCAAGCAAAGUGUCUGGGCAGGAGCAGCAGCAGCAGCAACAGCAGCAGCAACAGAAAAAGGAGAAGCAACAACUAGAGGAGCAUAACAGGCUGAAGUCUGAGCGGCAGCAGCAGCAGCCACGGCAACAGCAAAAGCAGAAAAAGGAGAGGCAGCAGCUGGAUGAGCAGCAGCAUAAGGAGCUGAAGCCUGGACAAUACCACCAUCGGAAGCAGCAAAAGGAACGGAGCGGAAGUCAGCUACAGCAGCAGCAGCAGCAGCAGCAAAAAAGUGAGCAAAAGCACGACGAAACUGCGCGCAGCAAACGCGGGCGGCCGCAACAGGAGCAGCAGGAGGGGGCCUUACACAAGAAGCAGCAGCCGCGGAUCGAGAAGCAGCAACAUGGGGAUGCUGGAGAGAAGAAGCAGAAGCGGCAGAAGCAGGAGCAGCAGCACGGCCAGUCAGAGCAGCACCAGCACCAGCAGCAAAAGCAGCAGACCGUCAAACGCGAGGAGCAGCAAAGCGAUUUAUCCCCACGGCGUGGCAGCAGCGAUGGCGGCGCUUCAGCGACGCAGCAGGGAGCAGCGGCCGCAUCAGCUGCUGCUGCUUCUGUUGCAGCGGAAGCAGCAGCAGCAACUGCAGCUGCUUCCGUCGCUGCACCAGAAACGCCACAAGUAGCUGCUAUUUCGGCUGCUGCUGCAGAAGCAGCAACGAAAACUGCUGCAGCUGCUGCUGUUUCGGCAGCACUUGCUGAUGCAGCAGCUGCUGAAGGCAGCACUGCAAGCACAUCCGAACUGAGCAGGAGCAGCAAAGAAGACAGGCAUGGCCAGACGAGUGGCAAGAACAGCAGCAGCAGCUGCAGCAGCAGCGGCUGCAGCAGCGGCGUUGCUGUGACCAGCACUGGAGACGACCGAAGCGCAGCAGACACAAGCAGCACGAAGACGGAAGACGGCGAAAGCCAAACAUCCUUUUUCAGCAGCAGCAGCAGCAAGAGCACCUCUAAGUGCAGCAACAGCAGCAGCAGCAGCAGCAGCAGCAUCUCCAACGAUGAGGAACAGGAAACUGCCUGUGCCUUGCCCUCGAAAUUAGAGGCCACCGAGGAAGCAAAAAUGCCAGCAACAGCAACAGCUGCGGAAGCGACAGCAGCAGACCUUGCUGAACUGCCCGAGCCUAAGCAAGACGAGAGCCGCAAGAUGCAGCAGCAGCAGCAGCAGCAGCAGCACCAGCCGCAGCACCAAAAUGCAGUACUUGCAGUCCCGAGCCGGCCUGCCGCAAAGGCACGACGGCGACCAGUAAAGCCAGGAGCUGCAAGUAACUUUUGCUUUUGCUCCAUUUGCGGAAGUCCUGGAGAGCUGCUCUGCUGCGACUUUUGCCCCCGUGUAAUGCACGCGGCGUGUCUGUACAGCUACAAGCCCCUGCGGCGUUUUUUGCCUGAGGGCAGCCGCAGUGCUGCUGCUGCAUCUUUUUACAACAGCAGCUGCCUUUCUGCUGCCGCUGCAGCAGAGCUGCAGCAACUGCCACCCGCGCCUCGGCCUAGGGAAGGAUUGAAGCCGCACAGCGAAGCCACGGCGAAGCGGCAGCCUUGCAGAGCAGCAGCAGCACGGACAGCAGCAGCAGCAGCAGCAGCAGAAAAUGAAGGCUAUGAGCACUGGAUGUGUCCCGUGUGCCACGGAGAACCCGUUGCUGUUGCUGCAGAAGCAGCAGGCAGCCACCCCGCCUGGAGGCGCAGGCGGGUGGACUUUGCCCAACUAGCUGAAGAGGGGGGCCUGGUAGCUGUCUUCAAGGAGCUUCAGGAGCUGCGUCGGUUUUUUGCAGGAGAACUUGCUUGGAGGAAGUGGAAGGCAAAGAAUGGGGAGCGAGUCCAGGCGAAGAGCCAGCGCAUACAGCAGCAGCAGCAGCAGCAGCGGGGCAAACAGCAGCAGCAGCUGCAAACUCGCAAACUGCGGGGGGGGCCAGCCACGCCCAAGCAGCGCUCUUCACCCUCAACAGAAGUAACAACAACACCACCGUCAGAAUCAGCAGCAACAGCAGCACUUGAAACAGAAGCUGCUGCAGUCAGUGACGGAGUGUACGUGCUGCUGUCGGACCUGCCAGGAGAGGUGGCGCGCGAGCUGCUGCAGUCCAUGGCUAAAGUUGCCUCCUUGCAUGCAAUUAAAUUCUUAAGGGACUUCAUUUUGCAGCUCGGGGAAAGCCCCAACGAUGAUGACAGACAACACUUUCUAGAAUACGGGCCUGAAGUUGCUUACUUGCUGGCGAACCUUCUAGGGUACAUGGGGCCUUCCGGCUUGCUGCAGCAGCCGACGCUGAAUGCAGCAGCAGCAAUUCUAAACGUUUGGAGUCGAAGGAGGAGUCGCAUAACCGCCGAUGGCCUGCUGCACGACAGCAAAGUCUUCGCGUUGCUGGAGGCGUCUUGGGCGCAGCUAAUGGUCCACCGGCACAGCAGUCUUUCUGGGUCUUCUCCGCUGCUGCAGCGCGUGGAAUACGUGCAGUGGCUGGAGGAAGUCCGGGAAGCUGUGCGAUGCGGGGGUUUGGAGUCUUUGGGUUUUGACUACCAAGGGGGGCGGCUGCUGCUGUAUGACUUGACGGCUUGCCCGAACUGCAACGACACACAAGGCAUUCAGGGACCCUUCACUGCCUGCAUGGCUUGCGGCUGUCAGCUUCUGCCAGAAGUUUGCUGCGUAGAUUUCGGUCGUCUUUUUGAGCAGCUGGUUUGGGGUUCGCUGCUUCACCGCGCUGGGAUUGAGGCUCUUGCCGGCAGCGGCAAGAGCAGCAGCAGUAACAGCAACAGCAGCAGCAGCGGCAGCAGCAGCAGCAGCAGUACUUCGUUAGUGGCAGCAAUCCUCAAAGAAAUGUCUCGCAGCAUCCGGCCGUGGAGAAACAGGAGCGAUCUCGGGACAGAGGAUUGGCGCAACCAAGUCUACAUGGUGACCCAUGCACUGUUGGUUGUGAGCGGCUGGGGCCGUUUUUCUCUGAACUUGGGGCAGCGGUUUUGGCUGCCGGAUUGUCGCUUUCUCCGUUUUGCCCUUCACGAGGCAAUUGCCGUUGAAGAUGUGGAGAUGACCGGCGAAAUACUACACGCGCUGCGUCUGUUUGUCAUCCCCCAGCGCGCCUCCGCGGGAGCAGCAGCAGCUGCUGGAGGUGCAGCAGCUGAUGCUGCGUUGGCAGAGGAAGUGCAGAGUGAGCUGCGGGCUGAAGCAUUCGCUAUCCGCCUCGCAGUGCAGCACGGCCUCGUGUUUCUUCUGUCCAAACAGCAGAGGGGGUCUCGGGGUCGCUGGACUCCCAAAGACGAAACCCAAUACAAAACUUUCCACGCCUCGUAUUGCGCCGCCAUGGGGCUGAUUCGUCCUCAUAGAGGAAACUUUGGGGCCGGGGAGGCGGAUCGACAGCACGCAGAGUGGCAAGAUUUGUUUGUGUCUGCCAUCCCUAAGGUUCCAAUGUCGGAUCCGUCUUGCUGCUGCAAGCUGGCAGCAGCAGCAGCAGCGCACAGCAGCGCAGCCAGAGCUGCUGCUAGGGCCAGCCUUGAUGCUGCAGAGCCUCGCGUUUCUCCGUACCUUUCGUGUGCCGUCUCGGCCCUCAUCAUACCUCCAGCAGAAGAUGAGGCCGCAAGCUUGCUGGCCCGAGUCAAGGUCACUAUCAGGGCUCUGCACCGGCCCGUGAGCUGCAGAGUGUGGCGCAAACUGGCCUGCAGCAGCAAGGCAAAGCGGCUGAAGCUUUUUAAAGAAAGGGAAUUCCUGCAGCAAGACCCCGUGGGCUCUCAGGACGUCUACGUGGGGAUAUACAAAUUCAGGGAGCAGUGCUUUGUGUGCCUUCAGGACGUGGCAGUGCUGCUGCAGUGCACUGAAGUGUACUUACAACACCGCGUCUGUGGCUGGCUGAGGCCCCCCGUGGCUGCCAGGGGCCCCAUUCGAAUGGCCUUUAGGGCAAAAAAGUCAGAAACAGAGACGCUUUUGCUGUACUGCUUGACUGACCUGCAGCAGUUGCAGUUUCUGCAUGCAACAGCUGCGGUCCCCGAAAUGUUGCUUCUGCCAUUCUCGAACCUCGCUUCUUUUGCUGCUGCAGUCGACAGGCAAGUGUUCGGAAAAGCAGCGCCUUAA
Eimeria tenella is the source of this 5289-nucleotide messenger RNA. RefSeq lists its product as uncharacterized. Gene Ontology annotation, cellular component: nucleus. Gene Ontology annotation, molecular function: sequence-specific DNA binding. Gene Ontology annotation, biological process: regulation of mRNA processing; regulation of transcription by RNA polymerase II. Lineage: Eukaryota; Apicomplexa; Conoidasida; Eucoccidiorida; Eimeriidae. The record is from RefSeq and is a predicted model, not a curated record. Bases 1 to 5289 code for a protein of 1762 amino acids. The transcript is spliced from 12 exons.